Molecule: messenger RNA, 2335 nt
Organism: Humulus lupulus (European hop)
Lineage: Eukaryota; Viridiplantae; Streptophyta; Magnoliopsida; Rosales; Cannabaceae
Product: BTB/POZ domain and ankyrin repeat-containing protein NPR1-like
Exons: 5
Coding region: 259-2079 (606 amino acids)
Biological process (GO): defense response to fungus; defense response to bacterium; regulation of salicylic acid mediated signaling pathway
Cellular component (GO): nucleus
Molecular function (GO): protein binding
Source: RefSeq, a predicted model, not a curated record
GGGUCAGUCAACCUUUCUCCACCAAUUAGAUCAAAAUCAACCUCGUUAUGAACUGUAUAUGGUUCUUGCUUCUUUUCAUAGUCAUGGAUUCUCUCACAAAAUAACCUCAUUAAUCUCUUCUUUGAAGCUUCAUCUAUUUUCUUGGACUGAAUCGCCUUCAGCUCAAUCCCAUCUCAAAGACUGAGUUUUUGAGUCAACUCCGAGUGGCUCAAUCAAAUAGGAUGGCUUCUUUAUUCCGCUGAGUAAGAUUCUGAAGCUAUGGAUAACAUGAAUGAACUAACAUCAUCCUUGAGCUUUGCCUCAUCUUCGUAUAUUUCCAAUGGUUCCAGUACUUGUCACAAUAAUGUAUUUGCCUCAGCCACUACUGAACCUGGGCAAAGUCUUGAAACUCUGAGUUUGGGCAAACUCAGUAGCAGUCUGGAGAAGCUUUUGAUUGAUGAUGAAUUUGCUGACUAUACUGAUGCGGAAAUUGUUGUUGAGGGUGUUCCGGUUAGUGUUCAUCGGUGUAUAUUGGCUUCUAGGAGUCAGUUUUUUCAUGAGCUUUUCAAGAAAAAGAAUCCUGAUUCAAUGAAGGAAGGAAAACCAAGAUAUCUCAUGACUGAUUUGGUUCCAUACGGAAAGGUUGGAGUUGAGGCCUUUGAUGUUUUCUUGAACUAUUUGUAUACUGGAACUGGAAAGCUUAAGGCUUCACCAGAAGAAAUUUCAACCUGUGUGGAUGAAAACUGUGCCCAUGAUGCCUGCCCCCCUGCUAUAAAUUAUGCUGUGGAAUUGAUGUAUGCUUCUGCUACUUUCCAAAUGAAAGAGCUCGUUUUGCUUGUUCAGCGUCGACUUUUGAACUUUGUCGAGAAAGCUUAUGUAGAAGAUGUAAUCCCAAUUGUUGUGGCAGCCUACCACUGCCAGCUGAAGCAGCUGCUCACACAUGCCAUUGAGAGAGUGGCAAAGUCGCCUCUGGAUGAUGUUGUCUUAGAAAAAGAGCUUCCUCUUGAAGUCUCUAGUCAAAUCAAAUCAUGGCGUCGAAAAUCUCAACAAGAGGAGGAGGAUGAUGAAGAUACUGCGAUGGAGAAUGUGGUCCCAGUGCAAGACAAGAGAGUUGGGAGAAUCCUCAAAGCGUUGGACUCUGACGAUGUUGAACUAGUGGAGCUUCUGCUUAAGGAAUCUGAUAUUACUCUUGAUGAUGCAUAUGCUCUCCACUAUGCCGUUGCCUACUGUGAUCCUAAGGUUGUGAAGGAGGUUCUUGGUCUAAAUUUGGCUGAUGUCAACCUUCGAAAUCCCAGGGGACUAACGGUGCUUCAUGUGGCUGCAAGGCGCAAGGAGCCAUCGCUGAUAGUAGCACUUUUGGAUCGAGGAGCCUCUUCCAAAGAUACUACAUCUGAUGAUCAAACUGCUGUUUCAAUCUGCCGAAGGUUAACUAGGCCAAAGGAUUAUCAUGAAAACACAUGUAAUGGACAUACAAAGCGGGGAAAGGAAUCUAACAAAGACCGAAUAUGCAUAGAUGUUCUAGAAAGGGAGAUGAGACGGAAUUCGAUCUCUGCAAACAUGUCAAUGGAAACUGAGCCAGUAGGGGACGAUUUGGUUGCAAGGCUGGUCUACUUUGAAAAUAGAGUGGCAUUUGCAAGGCUGCUGUUUCCAGCUGAAGCCAGGCUAGCCAUGGAGAUGGCAGAUGCUCAUGAAACUUCAAUGUACACUACCAGCCUUUCGGGAUCAGGAGGCUCAAGUGGAAACUUAAAGGAGGUUGAUUUGAAUGAAAGACCUGCUGAACGAACAAGAAGACUCCGAGCAAGAUUGCAUGCUCUCAUUAAAACAGUUGAAAAGGGUCGGCGAUUCUUCCCUCACUGCUCGGAAGUGCUUGAUAACUUUUUAGACUAUGAAAUAGACAUGCCUGAUGUCUAUGUUCUAGAAAAGGGCACGCCUGAGGAGCAGGCAAAGAAGAAGAUGCGCUUCAUCGAGCUGAAAGAGGAUCUGCAGAAAGCAUUUUCGAAGGACAUGGAAAACAGCCGGUCUGGCUUGUCGUCUUCAUCAUCUUCCUCCUCUUCUCAGAAGGAGACUGCAAACAAUAGGGUCCGGAAAAGAAAUAGUUGAUUGUGAUUUUUUUUGUUUGUUAGAAAAAGUCAUUAAUUAGAGAUGUAUGCUCAUUUUUUGUGGAGUUUUCUUUUCUUCUCAUAGAUUUCUUGAAGAACCUUUUGCUGUAGCUUUUUCUGUAUUAUAUACAUAUAGCAAGAGAUGAUAAGCUGAGAGUGCCUUGGAAACACAUGAGCUGUAUAUUUGGUCUCAUAAAUUGAUGCAAAGCAUUCAAAGUUUAAGCCUAAAAACAAUAAACCAAGUCGUUGUUGUGCCU